Messenger RNA from Parus major (Great Tit), 4789 nucleotides. It is a transcript of the gene RPTOR, whose product is annotated as regulatory associated protein of MTOR complex 1. Gene Ontology annotation, biological process: positive regulation of protein serine/threonine kinase activity; TORC1 signaling; positive regulation of cell growth. Gene Ontology annotation, cellular component: cytoplasm; TORC1 complex. Lineage: Eukaryota; Metazoa; Chordata; Aves; Passeriformes; Paridae. The transcript has 33 exons. Gene Ontology annotation, molecular function: protein-macromolecule adaptor activity; protein binding. The coding region runs from base 273 to 4295 and encodes 1340 amino acids. The record is from RefSeq and is a predicted model, not a curated record.
GCCCGCGGGGGUAGAGGUGCGAGGGAGGCCCCGGGCCCGGUCCCCGCCUGCCCCUCGGUGCUCCCCGGGCCGCGCCACCGAGCCCAGCCGGGGCCACUGCCUGCGCCAGGUGAAGGCGCUGCGUGCCCCGGGUCCGUCCUUACCCGCGCAGCGGGGAGCGCCGCCCCGCGCUGCCCUUGGCCCGUCCUCCCCCUCCGGCCGGAGGGACCCCGGGCCCGCUGGGGGCCGGGCUGGACAUCGCUGCCCAGCUGCUGCCCCGCGCUUCCCCGCACAUGGAGGCUGAGAUGCUGCAGUCGCCUCUCCUGGGGCUCGGGGAGGAGGAUGAGUCCGACCUGACGGACUGGAACUUGCCCCUGGCCUUUAUGAAGAAAAGGCACUGCGAGAAGAUCGAAGGCUCCAAGUCUUUGGCUCAGAGCUGGAGGAUGAAGGACCGGAUGAAGACUGUAAGUGUUGCCUUAGUUUUGUGCCUCAACGUCGGCGUGGACCCCCCAGACGUGGUGAAAACGACUCCCUGUGCCCGCCUGGAGUGCUGGAUUGAUCCUCUGUCCAUGGGGCCUCAGAAAGCUCUGGAGACCAUCGGGGCCAACCUGCAGAAGCAGUAUGAGAACUGGCAGCCCAGGGCCAGGUACAAGCAGAGCCUGGACCCCACGGUGGACGAGGUGAAGAAGCUGUGCACGUCCCUGCGCCGCAAUGCCAAGGAGGAGCGCGUGCUGUUCCACUACAACGGGCACGGCGUGCCCCGGCCCACGGUCAACGGCGAGAUCUGGGUCUUCAACAAGAACUACACCCAGUACAUCCCCCUGUCCAUCUACGACCUGCAGACCUGGAUGGGGAGCCCUUCCAUCUUCGUCUACGACUGCUCCAACGCCGGCCUGAUUGUCAAGUCCUUCAAGCAAUUUGCACUACAGAGAGAGCAGGAGCUGGAGGUGGCUGCCAUCAACCCCAACCAUCCCCUUGCCCAGAUGCCUCUGCCCCCUUCCAUGAAGAACUGCAUCCAGCUGGCAGCGUGUGAGGCCAACGAGCUGCUGCCCAUGAUCCCAGACCUGCCUGCAGACCUGUUCACGUCCUGCCUCACCACCCCCAUCAAGAUCGCGCUGCGCUGGUUCUGCAUGCAGAAGAGUGUCAGGCUGGUGCCAGGAGUCACGCUGGAUUUAAUAGAGAAGAUUCCUGGGAGGCUGAACGACAGGAGAACUCCCCUGGGAGAGCUGAACUGGAUCUUCACAGCCAUCACAGACACCAUUGCCUGGAACGUCCUGCCCAGAGGUGAGGCCAGGCAGGGGAGGGGGAUGAGGAGUCACAUCCACAUCACACUGCAAGCCUGGGACCUUGCUGUUGAUAUUUGCCUUUCCCAGCUGCCCACCAUUAUCGAGGAAGGAACUGCCUUCAGGCACAGCCCCUUCUUCGCCGAGCAGCUCACGGCCUUCCAGGUGUGGCUGACCAUGGGCGUGGAGAACCGCAACCCCCCGGAGCAGCUGCCCAUCGUCCUGGAUGUGCUGCUGAGCCAGGUGCACCGGCUGCGAGCUCUGGAUCUGCUGGGGAGGUUCCUGGACCUGGGGCCCUGGGCUGUCAGCCUGGCCCUCUCUGUUGGCAUUUUCCCCUAUGUGCUGAAGCUCCUGCAGAGCUCAGCCCGUGAGCUGAGACCUCUCCUUGUGUUCAUCUGGGCCAAGAUCCUGGCAGUGGACAGUUCGUGCCAGGCUGACCUGGUGAAGGACAAUGGACACAAGUAUUUCCUCUCAGUCCUGGCAGAUCCUUACAUGCCAGCUGAGCACAGGACCAUGACAGCCUUCAUCCUGGCUGUGAUUGUCAACAACUACAACACUGGCCAGGAAGCCUGCCUGCAAGGGAACCUGAUAGCGAUCUGCCUGGAGCAGCUGAACGAUCCCCACCCGCUCCUCAGGCAGUGGGUGGCCAUUUGUCUGGGGAGGAUCUGGCAGAACUUCGACUCAGCCAGGUGGUGUGGAGUGAGAGACAGUGCCCAUGAGAAGCUCUACAGCCUCCUCUCAGAUCCAAUCCCAGAGGUUCGCUGUGCCGCUGUCUUUGCUCUGGGGACCUUUGUGGGCAACUCUGCAGAGCGCACGGACCACUCGACCACCAUCGACCACAACGUGGCCAUGAUGCUGGCCCAGCUCAUCAACGACGGCAGCCCCAUGGUCCGCAAGGAGCUGGUGGUGGCCCUGAGUCACCUGGUGGUUCAGUACGAGAGCAAUUUCUGCACCGUGGCCUUGCAGUUCAUAGAGGAGGAGAAGAAUUAUCCUCUCCCUUCUCCUGCUGCUCCAGAGGGCGGGAGCCUGACCCCGGUGCGGGACGGGCCGUGCACGCCGCGCCUGCGCUCCGUCAGCUCCUACGGCAACAUCCGCGCCGUCACCACCGCCAGGAACCUCAACAAGUCCCUGCAGAACCUCAGCCUCAACGAGGAGUCUGGCAGCUCGGUGGCGUUCUCCCCUGGGAACCUGAGCACGAGCAGCAGUGCCAGCAGCACGCUGGGCAGCCCCGAGAACGAGGAGUACAUCCUGUCCUUCGAGACCAUCGACAAGAUGAGACGAGUCAGCUCCUACUCCUCCCUCAACUCCCUCAUAGGUGUGAGUUUCAACAGUGUUUAUACCCAGAUUUGGAGGGUGCUCCUUCACCUGGCUGCUGACCCCUACCCCGACGUGUCCGACCUGGCCAUGAAGGUUUUGAACAGCAUUGCCUACAAGGCCACGGUGAACGCUCGCCCCCAGCGCAUCCUGGACACCUCCUCGCUGACCCAGUCGGCCCCUGCCAGCCCCACCAACAAGGGGAUGCACAUCCACCAAGUGGGGGGCUCACCCCCAACCACGAGCACCAGCAGCUCCAGCCUGACCAACGAGGUGCCCAAGCAGCCGGUGAGCCGGGACCUGGCGUCCGUGCGCCCCAACGUCACCAACGUGGGUGUCCAGUACACCCCCCACUCCCACCAGUUCCCCAGGACAAGGAAAAUGUUUGACAAAGGCCCAGAACAGACAGCCGAUGAUGCUGACGAUGCCGUGGGACACAAGAGCUUCAUCUCGGCCGCGGUGCAGACGGGGUUCUGCGACUGGAGCGCCAAGUACUUCGCCCAGCCCGUCAUGAAGAUCCCCGAGGAGCACGACCUGGAGAGCCAGAUCCGCAAGGAGCGGGAGUGGCGCUUCCUGCGCAACGCGCGCGUCAGGAAACAGGCGCAGAAGAUCAUCCAGAAGGGCAUCUCCCGGCUGGACGAUCAGAUCUUCCUCAACAGGAACCCGGGCGUGCCCUCGGUGGUGAAAUUCCAUCCCUUCACGCCCUGCAUCGCCGUGGCUGACAAGGACAGCAUCUGCUUUUGGGACUGGGAGAAAGGGGAGAAGCUGGACUAUUUCCACAACGGGAACCCUCGGUACACGCGGAUCACGGCCAUGGAGUACCUGAACGGGCAGGACUGCUCCCUGCUGCUCACUGCCACAGACGAUGGUGCCAUCAGAGUGUGGAAGAACUUUGCAGACCUGGAGAAGAACCCAGAGAUGGUGACAGCCUGGCAGGGGCUGUCAGACAUGCUGCCAACCACACGAGGAGCAGGGAUGGUGGUGGACUGGGAACAGGAAACCGGGCUCCUGAUGACCUCAGGAGACGUGAGGAUCAUCCGGAUCUGGGACACGGAUCGGGAAAUGAAGGUCCAGGACAUUCCCACGGGAGCUGACAGCUGUGUCACCAGCCUGUCGUGUGACUCCCAGCGCUCCCUGAUCGUGGCGGGGCUGGGGGACGGCUCCAUCCGCGUGUUCGACAGGAGGAUGGCGCUCAGUGAAUGCCGAGUGAUGACGUACCGUGAGCACACGGCCUGGGUGGUGAAGGCCUACCUGCAGAAGCACCCCGAGGGCAACAUCAUGAGCGUCAGGUACACGGGGUCCUGCAGCCACCAGCCCUUCCCCACAGCCUUAAAACCCCUUAAACACCCUCCAACACCAUCCCUGCUGCUCUCUGGAUGGUUCUGCCACCAGUCCCUGCUGUCCCACUUUGGGACGUGGCUGCUCUCUGGCCUGGCUCCCAGCUCAGGCGGGGGCUGCAGCAGCAAUCCUGUCCCCCCCAGCAUUCCCAGUGAUCCCAGUUUCCAUCCCUUCCCUUCCAGUGGCUCCAUGAACCAGUUCACCGCCAUCUACAACGGCAACGGGGAGCUGAUCAACAACAUCAAAUACUACGAUGGCUUCAUGGGCCAAAGAGUGGGAGCCAUCAGCUGCCUGGCCUUCCACCCUCACUGGCCCCACCUGGCCGUCGGCAGCAAUGACUUCUACAUCUCGGUGUACUCGGUGGAGAAGAGGAUCAGAUGACGGCGCCCGGCGGCUCCGGGGCCUCCUGUACAUAGAGAAAUCAUCGACUUGAAUGUUUCGUGUUGGCUGCUGCUGCUGCACCCCAUAACUUGAACAUUUGUUCUUCUGACUUAGCUACUGAUGGGUUUGACAAGGGGAAGAGACAAUCUCCUGGUUUGGUUUGGUUUUGUUUUCCAGCUAUAUCCUCCAAAAGCUACAGAAAAGGAACAUUUAUUUUUGUUUCCAGUGGUUGGCUUCUCUGUCAGGAACACGGCUCCUGAGCUCGGAAGGACCUGGAUGAGGCAACCCUUGAGAAGGGUCUUGUUUUAGUCUUUGUUCCGUGUUUUACUGGAGUGUGGGUUCUUCAAGGACUGUCAGGACUCACCUACAGCUCCACGGGACCCUCCAGCUGCUGUGCCAAACACAGUUCUGGGACAGGGCAGCGCAGGAUGUACCUGCCAGGGAGGCAGGGCAGCACAUCCUCUGCAUCAACUCCUCCUCCUCCUCGUCUUCCU